UGGAACCGUUAAGAGUAAGAGUAGCCUGGUUUUGAGGAUUUUAGGAAUUGACGGCCACCAGUUCACAAAUAUUGAAUUAAGCUGAUUUUGUAGAGGAAUUGGGUGUUAAGUGAAAAUCAGUCAAGAUGAACGGAAAAACACUGGCUACAGUUUUUAUGCUAGUGGCCGCAUUGAAUGCUUUCAGUGCACAGGCAGAAAACAGCAAUGAGACAGUAACAUCUUCACCAGACACAACACUAAAUGUUACCAGUGCACCCACCACAACAAAUGUUUCAGUAUCUACUAAUGGAUCGACAGACCCUACAACAGUGUCCGCAGCAGAAACAGCUACAGUUAACGGCACAGUGGAAUCAACUACACGUCUCACUGCCAAUUCAACAACAGGCUUUACUACCCAGGCAGUUGUCUUAACCAAUGUCACCACGGGAUCAACUGCAGGUCUAACUUCUGAAUCAACUGCCCAGUCAACAGGUACUGCUGCAGAAUCAACAACAGGUUCUAACGUCCAGCCACCUAGUAACGUCUCAAGUCCAGCAACAAGUACAAUCACAAUGGCUGCAUCUACAGCUAACAUGUCAGAAUCAUCACCAAGUGCUCAAGCUGCAACAACUGCAAGUAUCCCACAGGGAACAUCAACAGGUGUUAGUAAUACUUCAGUACCUACAGUAGUCACAUCUGUAACACCAUCGAGUCCUUUGUCUGGAUCAACUACAGGUAUUAUACUGGAAUCUUCAACAGGAGGUACACCAGGAUCACCAAGUUCUCCUGCUGGAGCAACAGGUAUCACAUUGGGAUCAUCAUCAGGUGUUACUGAUACAUCAGCAACUCCACAUGUCACAUUAGGACCACAAUCAAGUCCUCCUUCAGAAUCAUCUACUGUUUCAACAUUGGGACCAUCAACCAGUGUUAGUUAUGCAUCACCAUCUACAGGCAUUGCAUCGGCAACACCAUUAAGUCUUCCUACUGGAUCAACUACAGGUAUCACACUUGGAUCACCAACAAGUGUUAGUUAUGCAUCACCAUCUAUAGACACAACAUCAGGACCAUCAUUAAGUCCUCCUACCGGGUCACCUACAGGUACCACACCAGGUCUAUCAACCAGUGUUAGUUAUGCACCACCAUCUACAGGCAUUACAUCAGGAACAUCAUUAAGUCCUCCUACUGGAUCAUCUACAGGUAUCACAUAUGGAUCACCAACAAGUGUUAGUUAUGCACCACCAUCUACAGGCAUUACAUCAGGAACAUCAUUAAGUCCUCCUACCGGGUCAUCUACAGGUAUCACAUAUGGAUCACCAACAAGUGUUAGUUAUGCACCACCAUCUAUAAGCACUACAUCAGGGCCACCAUUAAGUCCUUUUACUGGAUCAUCUACAGGCAUCACAGUAGGAUCAUCAGUUACAUCUGGACCAUCAUCAAGUCCAUCACAUCCAACAGAUUCAACAGGACUAUCACCAAGUUCUGCAAUAUCAAGUAUAAGUAUCACACUAGGAGAACCAAAAGCUAGUACCAUACCAGAAUCUACAGUAGUCACAUCAUACCCACCAUCCAGUAGUCCUGUCGGAUCAACUACAGGUGUCACACCAGGACCAACAACAAGUGCUGGCAGUGCAUUAGUAUCUACUGUAGUCACAUCAGGAUCAUCAAUGAGUUCACCUGCUGGAUCAAAUACAGUCAUCACAGGAUCAACUACAGGUGUCACACCAGGACCAACAACAAGUGCUGGCAGUGCAUUAGUAUCUACAGUAGUCACAUCAGGAUCACCAAUGAGUUCACCUGCUGGAUCAAAUACAGUCAUCACAGGAUCAACUACAGGUGUCACACCAGGACCAACAACAAGUGCUGGCAGUGCAUUAGUAUCUACAGUAGUCACAUCAGGAUCACCAAUGAGUUCACCUGCUGGAUCAAAUACAGUCAUCACAGGAUCAACUACAGGUGUCACACCAGGACCAACAACAAGUGCUGGCAGUGCAUUAGUAUCUACAGUAGUCACAUCAGGACCACCAAUGAGCUCACCUGCUGGAUCAAAUACAGUCAUCACAGGAUCAACUACAGGUGUCACACCAGGACCAACAACAAGUGCUGGCAGUGCAUUAGUAUCUACAGUAGUCACAUCACGACCAACAUCAAGUCUUUCACCAACAACAGUUGCCACUACCACAGCAGCUUCUGCUGUAAUAAAAGUUAGCUUUACCAGCAAUGAACAAUUUACCUCUGACCUACUGAACUCAUCUUCAGCUGCCUUCAUCCAGCGUUCACAAAAGGUCAAAACAGAGUUAGGAACAGCAUUUGCGACAACAUUCACCACCUUCAUCGCGCUGACGGUGACUAGUUUCAAGGAAGGGUCAAUCAUCACAUUUAUGAAUUUAGAGUUUAGUUCUGGAACUGCGCCCAAUGACACUGCAGUCGUUAGUACUGUACUCUCUGCAAAAACAUCUCUCAACAUUACAUCAGCUAGUGUGAUAACAACAACGACUACUACACCAACUACAGCUGAACCAACAACAACUACAUCUACAACUCAGAUUCCAACAUUAUUGACAUCCACCACAACUACUACAACUCAAGUUCCAACAACCACAACUACUGCAACAACUACUCCAACCACCACUAGCACAACAACUACUACUACAACUACAACUACUACUACCACAACAACUACUACUACCACAACAACUACUACUACCACAACAGUAGCACCAACACGUCCACCCCCGGCUGUUGCGCUACAGAUUGUCAUACAGCAAGUCUAUGUUGUCCAGCUGAGUAACCCUCAGAGUCAGGAGUUCCAAAGCUUAGCCAGUGUAGUGGUAUUAUCAUUUGACAGAAUCUACAAAUUACAAUAUGGGGUUCUCUUCGUCAGGACUGUUGUGACAGCUUUUAGACCUGGGACCACACGUGCACAAAACGUAGAAGCAGAUGUGCAGUUGAUAUUCAACGAGAACUCCACGAAGCCUAUCCCAGCUGCUACUGAAAUUGUGAGCACUCUGAAAGAGGCUAUAUCAAAUCCAAGCUCAGGUUUUACCUUGUUAGUGGACCCCACCUCCAUCACUGUUCUCAGUUCUCCGCAGAUUGUCCCUGUGGUAAUUUUCACAAAUGGCACUUUUGUAACGGCUCUCUCUAAUUCCACUUCGGCUUUAUUCACAAACAGGUCAUCAAUGAUCAAAACAGGACUCGAGCCUUUUUUCACUGCUGAUUAUCCUUCAGCAUUCAGUAGCUUGGCACUGACAAAUUUCAGUGAUGGAGGUCUCAGCACUACUGGUGUAACAAUGAUCCAGAGCUCCAUGGAUUUGUCUUUUGGAGCCUCUGCUACACUGCCCAACACCACUCAGAUUGGACAAACUAUAAUUAGAGCAGCUAAAAAUAACAGCCUCCCCUUCCAGAUCUUCACCUCAAAAAUCAUAGUGAAUGGCACUGUAAUAUCAUCAAGCGAAGUCAGCAGCAAGAUCAGCAUGUUCACAGCGACCUUCAUGGUGGCCAUCUCACUUCUAGUUACAUGGUCCAGCUAAGGAUGACGAUGUCUACCAUUCCCAAGAAAAGAUUUCAGAAUGUUCCUGACUUUAGUUUCUUAAAUGUACCAAUUAUUUGCGAGAAACCUUACGUUGGGGCCCCAUAGUUUAACUCUGAAUGCUUCAUAAACACUGUUUAUGAAAUUAAACCAUUGUAAAUUGAGAAUAAUUUGCAUAAUGUAAUUUGAGUGCAUCACUGUCAGUUACCAUUAAAAAUUGUGAUAUUCACGCUGAUA
This is a messenger RNA of Colossoma macropomum (tambaqui), 3742 nucleotides long. RefSeq lists its product as uncharacterized. NCBI's taxonomy places the organism in Eukaryota, Metazoa, Chordata, Actinopteri, Characiformes, Serrasalmidae. The transcript is spliced from 13 exons. The coding region runs from base 126 to 3506 and encodes 1126 amino acids. The record is from RefSeq and is a predicted model, not a curated record.